Messenger RNA from Echinococcus granulosus, 261 nucleotides. RefSeq lists its product as hypothetical. The coding region runs from base 1 to 261 and encodes 86 amino acids. NCBI's taxonomy places the organism in Eukaryota, Metazoa, Platyhelminthes, Cestoda, Cyclophyllidea, Taeniidae. The transcript is spliced from 5 exons. The record is from RefSeq and is a predicted model, not a curated record.
AUGGAUUCACUUAACAAAAUAUUAAAGAAUGUCAUCGCUACUACCUUAAUUUCAGAAGGUGACAUUAAGCCAUCAUCUUUUUUCCACAAUAAAAGAUUGAGUAGCAUCUUAUUGGAUUUGAAUAUUGUAAAGCUUAUAAAUAUCCUCCCUUUGAUGUUCAUUUUCCAUACUAUAUUAAAUGUCAGGUUAUUAGUUAAUUCCUCAACGAAUACCAAGCAAGUAGAGAAGAAACGCUUUUCGUUAAUAAAUCAAGAAGAUUAG